AUCGCCAUAUUAGCCAUUACGAUCAUCAAGCAUAAUUAAGGCGUAAGCUGGACAUAAUUGGAAGUGCUUGAAACGAAGUGAAAUUGCUUCUUACGUUGUGACGGACAUCGCUUCAGAAUGUGCGUGUGUCACUCAUGUUCUCUUUCUUCCUUUUUCCCUUUCAUCCGGAACACUUUGAUUAAUGAUUGGAAUACAUAAUAAUGAAAAAUAAUACUUAAACAGAUGCAUCUAACGUCUACCGUGAAAUCUAUAGUUCUCACCGUCGCGUUUGCUACGCAAUGCGUAUACGCCAAAUCGCGGAAUGGACACGAUUAUUUCGACGAGAAAUUCUGUGUGCUUGAGUGGAUCACCUACCUGAAGCGACUCUCGUUAAUCGUGUUAAUGUUGUAUGGCGUCGUUUUGUAUUACGUGCCCAAGUCACGUUCAUACGCUCGAAUAGCAUGUUGCAUUUUGAUAGAUACUGUUGCAAACGGAUUAAAGUUUGCCUUAAAUAUAUAUGAAACUGAAUACAAAGAAAUAAAAGCGAAAGAAGACGAUGAAAAUAAAGAGCUAAGAAUACAAGAAUUAUACCGAAAAAUAUACGAAAAAGAUAUGAAAAAUUAUGGACAAAAAUACAUUAACAAAACACACUUCGACAACGAUAACCAUAAAUCAAUAAGUACAAAAGAAUCUUGUAGAAAGCACAAAAGUAAGAAAUUUCGCACAAAGCACAUUGUUGAUAGAAAACAUGAAUAUCAUCGACACAAUCGUCGUCAUCGAAAUGCGAACAAUAAUAUCUUGACGGAAUCUAAUGCAGUAGUGACCAUUCCACAGCAGAUAACGUUAAUCGAUGAAAAAUACAAAAAAGACAAUGUGAUAGUCCUACAGAAUAUUUCUUCAAAAACGAGAAUCGUAACGAGCACGAUAUCGACGGACAAGUUGAAAAAUAAUAUUGAUCCUCGGCAAGAUAAUUCUUUAAACGAGAAGAUAGAUUUCAGCAAAAUUGAGGAAAUUAUUGAUAAAAAUGGCACCAAGCAUAAACCAAUAAAAUUCAAGAUUCCAUCCCAAAAGCAAGAGUACAUGAGUGACAUCAGUACUGAUAAAAAAUUGAAGAAUAAACAAAAUUUUGAUUGCAUGAAGUACGAAGAAGUUGCAAUUACUUCCCAAUUGAGCAAAGAUUGCACGACAAGGAUUAAGAACAAGCAAAUGGAUUUUUAUUAUGGGAAACUAUUUGCAAAGCGAGAGUUGUAUGUUGGACUGCAAAAAGGAAAUCAUCAAUUUUUUCAUAAUACGAAGAAUUUUACUUACAACUGUUAUGAAAGUUCAUCGAUUACAAAGAAUCGAGACAAACCAGUUCUGCUGCGAGUUGUAAACUGGUUUUUUGGUGGUUGCCCAGAAGCAUCGAGGCGACACCGAGAACAAAUCGAUAAAGUCGAAAAGGAAGAAAUUUUCGAAUCCACCAAUACGUGGCUCCUCUAAACGAACGAACUGUAUCUGCAGCAGUAAAGUGCAAAACUGUCGAUAAACGUAGAGAUCUAUAUUUUUACAUUAUAGUAUCAGUGUGGAGAUUAUUUUAAAAUCAUAAAUUGUUAACCAAUGAAUUUUAA
Wasmannia auropunctata (little fire ant) is the source of this 1586-nucleotide messenger RNA. RefSeq lists its product as uncharacterized. The record is from RefSeq and is a predicted model, not a curated record. The coding region runs from base 223 to 1458 and encodes 411 amino acids. NCBI's taxonomy places the organism in Eukaryota, Metazoa, Arthropoda, Insecta, Hymenoptera, Formicidae. The transcript has 9 exons.